Molecule: messenger RNA, 637 nt
Organism: Magnolia sinica
Lineage: Eukaryota; Viridiplantae; Streptophyta; Magnoliopsida; Magnoliales; Magnoliaceae
Product: large ribosomal subunit protein eL33y
Exons: 4
Coding region: 114-452 (112 amino acids)
Biological process (GO): ribosomal large subunit biogenesis; cytoplasmic translation
Cellular component (GO): cytosolic large ribosomal subunit; ribosome
Molecular function (GO): structural constituent of ribosome
Source: RefSeq, a predicted model, not a curated record
CGCUCCAUCAAAAUUAUACACUUCAGAACCGUGGAAAUAUAUACCCAUGGUUGCUAACUAGGGUUUCUGAUUUUUUAGGGUUUGUGUCAUUGUCUUCUUACUCCCCCUUCAAGAUGGUGAAAGGCCGGCAAGGAGAGCGCGUCCGAUUGUACGUCCGCGGGACGAUCCUUGGCUACAAAAGGUCCAAGUCCAAUCAGUAUCCAAACACAUCAUUGAUCCAAAUCGAGGGGGUUAAUACGAAGGAGGAGGUUGGUUGGUACUGUGGUAAGAGAAUGGCCUAUAUUUAUAAAGCCAAGGUGAAGAAGGAUGGUUCCCAUUACCGAUGCAUAUGGGGAAAGGUGACAAGGCCCCAUGGAAAUAGCGGAAUUGUCAGGGCACAAUUCAAGUCUAAUUUGCCACCCAAAUCAAUGGGGAGUAAGGUGAGGGUUUUCAUGUACCCCAGCAAUAUAUGAGGUAAUGCUGUGAUCUUUUGGCAUGGCUGUGUUGUCGGAUUUUUUUUUUUAAAUAUUAGAGUUUAGUUAAAUUGAGAGGAGUUGUUGCGAACUUGUAAUGCUUGGUCACUUACCCAUGAGGAGGCGAAAGUUGGAAAACAUUUUGGAUUUUGAUUUUGAUUUUGAGUAUUGUUUUUUGCUUUGAU